AUGGUUGGCACAAUGAACGAACAGAAGAUCUCUGGAUACUUCAAGGACAAGAGCAUACUGAUCACUGGAUCAACAGGAUUUCUUGGAAAGUUACUGGUGGAGAAGAUACUGAGAGUUCAGUCUGAUGUGAAGAAGAUCUAUCUGCCGGUGCGAGCACCAGAUGCUGCCGCGGCACAGCAGCGGGUGGAGACUGAGGUGGUAGGGAGUGAGUUAUUCGGACUCGUAAGGCAAAAGCACGGGGAUGGGUUUGAAUCAUUCAUGAGAGACAAGAUCGUCCCGUUGGCUGGAGAUGUGACGCUCGAGGACUUUGGUGUCCAUGAGGAGACUCUAAAGGAGCUCCGGCUGCCCCAGGAGCUGGAUGUUAUCGUCAAUGUGGCUGCCACCACCAGCUUUUACGAAAGGUAUGACGUGGCUCUCGACGUGAAUGUGCUGGGAGUGAAGCAUAUGUGCAACUUCGCCAACAAGUGCCCCAAUCUUAAGGUUCUCCUCCACGUCUCCACUGCUUACGUGGCAGGUGAGAAUCAAGGGCUCGUGCAGGAGAGGCCGUUCCGGUAUGGCGAGACGUUGUGCAAUGGGCCUCCCCUAGACAUCGACACCGAGCUGAAUCUGGCCAGGGAGCUCAAGAAGCAGAUGGAGACCGAUUGUGAUAUGGAUCCGUCGCCCCAGGCCCAGAGAAAGGCCAUGAAGGACCUUGGCCUCACCAGGGCCCGAUACUUUGGAUGGCCCAACACGUACGUGUUCACCAAGUCCAUGGGGGAAAUGAUGAUAGGUCAGCUGCUCAAGGGCGAGUUCCCUGUUGUCAUCGUCCGUCCGAGCAUUAUCACCAGCGUUCACAAGGACCCUUUGCCUGGAUGGAUCGAAGGCGCGAGGUCGAUUCAUGCGGUCUUGAUACGCUACAUAAAGCAGAACCAGACAUGGUUCAUCGCUGACCCCGACCUCACGGCAGAUGUGAUACCUGGCGACAUGGUGGUAAAUGCCAUGAUUACAACGAUGGUGGUGCAUGCCUACUACUCACUAGAGAACACAUCAAAAUCUCAUCUCAAUCCAAGUUUUCCAGCAGUGUACCAUGUCAGCACAUCACUGAGUCACCCGGUCCAAUGCUCGGUGUUGUAUAAAGCUAUGCUUAGGUACUUCAAGGAGCACCCUGUCGCUGGACCUAACGGCCGCAUCGUGCCCACCCGUAAGAUUCGGUUCAUCACAAGCAUUUUCUUGUUUCGCCUCUUCAUGGUGCUUUGGUAUCGCAUCCCCAUAGAGCUUCUACACCUCAUCUCCAUCCUCUUGUGCGGUCUCUUUGGCCUCAAUGUCCUCUACCACGACCUCAUUCGUAAUUAUAGCCACGCUAUGCAACUGGUGGAUCUGUAUGGGCCCUUUGCACUAUUCAAGGGGCGAUUUGACGACAUCAACUUAAACAGGCUCAGGCUCAGGCUCACCAUGGAUAGCGAGCAUGGAGGCCUCUUCAAUUUUAACCCCAAGACCAUUGAUUGGGACGACUACUUCUACAGGAUCCACAUCCCUGGGAUUAUGAAGAUGGAGAAAUAA
Messenger RNA from Hordeum vulgare subsp. vulgare (domesticated barley), 1539 nucleotides. Its product is annotated as fatty acyl-CoA reductase 1-like. The record is from RefSeq and is a predicted model, not a curated record. The transcript has 9 exons. Gene Ontology annotation, biological process: suberin biosynthetic process; long-chain fatty-acyl-CoA metabolic process. Gene Ontology annotation, molecular function: alcohol-forming very long-chain fatty acyl-CoA reductase (NADP+) activity. Lineage: Eukaryota; Viridiplantae; Streptophyta; Magnoliopsida; Poales; Poaceae. Bases 1 to 1539 code for a protein of 512 amino acids. Gene Ontology annotation, cellular component: intracellular membrane-bounded organelle.